AUGGAAUGGAAAUAUCAAAGUCGUCGUCGGUGCUCACUUAAGUCGCAAUCUUGUUUCUUCUUCUUCUUCCUUAGUCUCUGGCGCCGCUUUGUCUCAGUCGCAAUCUCAACGAUAUGGAGAAAGACAUGGCAUUGAAUUUGAUGAUGGGGGACAAACUGGUACUGAGAGGUUUGAAAUUUUACGGUUUCCAUGGAGCGAUUCCUGAAGAGAAGACGCUUGGCCAGAUGUUUAUGCUUGACAUAGAUGUUUGGAUGUGUCUUAAAAAGGCUGGUCUAUCUGACAACUUAGAUGAUUCCAUCAGCUAUGUCGACAUUUACAACUUGGCAAAGGAAGUUGUACAAGGGUCAUCAAGAAACCUUCUGGAGGCAGUAGCUGAACUUAUAACGUCCAAAACUCUGGAAUCAUUCCCUCAGGUCAAAGCUGUUCGACUGAAGCUAUGGAAGCCAAAUGUUCCUCUUAUCCAAAGCGCUAUCGAUUGUUUAGGUGUCGAGAUUUUCAGAAACCGCUCUACUGAAUAAACCACUACUACUACUUCUACUACUUUGAAUUCUGUUGUUUGUUUCAGUUUGUAUCCUUGAAAUUUUCAUUUUCAUAUCCAAAAAUACUUAUAACA
This is a messenger RNA of Camelina sativa (false flax), 613 nucleotides long. RefSeq names its product dihydroneopterin aldolase 2. The record is from RefSeq and is a predicted model, not a curated record. Gene Ontology annotation, biological process: folic acid-containing compound metabolic process. Lineage: Eukaryota; Viridiplantae; Streptophyta; Magnoliopsida; Brassicales; Brassicaceae. Gene Ontology annotation, molecular function: dihydroneopterin aldolase activity. Gene Ontology annotation, cellular component: cytoplasm.